GGCGGCAUCGGGGAGUAUAUAAGCUGGAGGACAGACGACCCCAAUUGUGUCGCACGGUUUUGGUGUCAGAGUAAAGAGUGAACACAAGACUCAAGCAUCAAGCAAAAUGGCUUACUCCUGGGAUAACCGCGUCAAGUACAUCGUCAGGUACAUGUACGACAUUGACAACAAUGGCUUCCUUGACAAGAACGACUUCGAGUGCCUCGCCGUCCGUGUCACCCUGAUCGAAGGCCGUGGCGAGUUCUCCCCUGAGGGCUAUGCCAAGAACAAGGAGAUCAUGGCUAACCUCUGGAACGAGAUCGCUGAGCUCGCUGACUUCAACAAGGACGGUGAGGUCACCGUUGACGAGUUCAAGCAGGCUGUCCAGAAGAACUGCAAGGGCAAGGCCUUCGCUGACUUCCCCAACGCCUUCAAGGUCUUCAUUGGUAACCAGUUCAAGACCAUUGACGUCAACGGUGACGGCAUGGUUGGCCUCGACGAGUACAGGCUUGACUGCAUCACCAGGUCCGCCUUUGCUGAUGUCAAGGAGAUCGAUGAAGCCUACGACAAGCUCUGCACUGAGGAGGACAAGAAGGCCGGUGGCAUCAACCUCGCUCGCUACCAGGAGCUCUAUGCCCAGUUCAUCUCCAACGAGGAUGAGAAGAACAACGCCUGCUACCUCUUCGGCCCACUGAAGGAAGUGCAGUAAGUUCCUCUCUGUCUCAGCGCGGAAGGAACGCCCAGAGCGCGAGGCUUCUUUGGCUCGCGGGGACGCCCUCCGAGCUAGUUUAGCCGAGCGUCUCUCUUUUUUACUGCCCUCCUUAAGGACACACUCCAGAGCCCGUUAAUACCUCACCUCACCACAUCAUCUCAUCAUUUUCAUCUCCCUCUGACGCCAAACCGUUCCCGCCGGGAUCGACACCUCCGGCGCAGAACGACCGCCGGCCUCGAGGAUCUCUCUAGCCCGACCUUCGUGGAGUGGAGAGCCUCACCAGCGCCGCCCCUGGCUCGAGGACGACCCCGCCCUCGGCCAGAGCAACACCGGGACCGGUCGACUGCAUUCGCGAUCAUGUUUCUUUUAUUGUUAUCCAAUAAAUGUUGAACUAAAAUAC
Messenger RNA from Penaeus indicus, 1091 nucleotides. Its product is annotated as sarcoplasmic calcium-binding protein, beta chain. Lineage: Eukaryota; Metazoa; Arthropoda; Malacostraca; Decapoda; Penaeidae. The transcript is spliced from 6 exons. The record is from RefSeq and is a predicted model, not a curated record. Gene Ontology annotation, molecular function: calcium ion binding. Bases 107 to 688 code for a protein of 193 amino acids.